AUGGAUCAUAAUCUUAUAUCCGUUCAACUUUCAUCUGCUAUCCAUCCUUCUCCUUUAAAAAGGUGUACUGAUGAAAAUCCAGUAUUUAAUGAAUCCGCUAUGAACAAUGCUUCUCGUGCCUCUGACAAUCAAAUAGAACCUGAAACAACUCAGGAUAAAUCGUACUCAUCAAAAGAUCAAUCUUGUAAAGCAGUAUGUGCAUUCGCCUUGUUUACAAUCAUAGCAAUGACUAUUGGCAUAAUUACAGUUUGUCUUGGUCUUCCAAAAGAAACAAGUAUAAUUUUAUUUUAAUAUUUUAAUUCAGACUGAAAUAUUAAACACUUAACGUUAAAAACUAUAAAACAAAAUGAGAUAAUCUAUUAGAAUUCGACGGCUCGAAAAAGUAUCCGCUAUCGAAGCUCGACUGUGGUUCCGUUAAUAUAAAGAAGAAAUAAGCGAUUUCGGUUCACUUCCGAAAAUACCACGUAAAACUAAAACCGUUAAAUCAUCAAAUAGAUGUGAAAGUUUUAAAUCUAUUUUGAGAAGGUUUCAUUAUUGAAUUGAGAUUAAAGAUACCACAUAUGUCAGUAUUCAAGCAAAACAAUAUUAUAUGUAUAUACGGAAAUGUUUAAUCUUAAGUAUUGAAAAUAAAGAUUUCUUGACAUAGAUUUAAGAAUUUUUAUAUCUAUCUGAUGAUUUUACAAUCCAAUUCCUUUAAUACUUCCAGAAUGUUUUCUUCUACAUUUUCGGUUCUGGUUCGAAGAAAUUCGAAAAUAUCGAUUCCAGUUCG
Messenger RNA from Rotaria sordida, 769 nucleotides. The record is from the annotation of a GenBank genome assembly. Lineage: Eukaryota; Metazoa; Rotifera; Eurotatoria; Philodinida; Philodinidae.